Guyanagaster necrorhizus is the source of this 771-nucleotide messenger RNA. Its product is annotated as SIS domain-containing protein. Gene Ontology annotation, molecular function: enzyme binding; enzyme inhibitor activity; fructose-6-phosphate binding. The coding region runs from base 1 to 771 and encodes 256 amino acids. The record is from RefSeq and is a predicted model, not a curated record. Gene Ontology annotation, cellular component: cytosol; nucleoplasm. NCBI's taxonomy places the organism in Eukaryota, Fungi, Basidiomycota, Agaricomycetes, Agaricales, Physalacriaceae. Gene Ontology annotation, biological process: response to fructose; negative regulation of glucokinase activity; glucose homeostasis. The transcript has 3 exons.
AUGGGCGCUGGGUCGAGUGGACGUCUGGGCAUCAUAGACGCAGCUGAACUCCCACCAAUGUUCAACGCAAACAACAUGCAGUACAUUGCUCUCAUGGCCGGAGGCGACGGAGCCCUCAGGACGGCCCGGGAGGCGAUCGAAGACUCGCGUGAGGCAGGACGAGCGGACUUGGAUGCCCUUUUGCCGACUUCUCAUGACGCGCUGAUCGGUGUGACAUCGUCUGGGCGUACACCGUAUGUUUUAGGUGCCCUACAGCGCGCGCGCGAGCUCGGUUUGCUGACCAUAGGGCUUGUUUGCGUUCGGCCAAGCGCAGUACGGAUGGAAAGGAACUGUACGGUGGUCGUCGAUCCUGUUACGGGUCCGGAGGUCAUCACUGGGAGCACGAGAAUGAAGGCCGGCACCGCUACCAAGAUGGCCCUCAAUAUGAUAUCUACAGGCGUUCAAAUAAAGCUGGGAAAAACAUACGGGAAUUUGAUGGUCGAUCUUACCGUGUCAAAUCACAAGUUGAUUUCUCGUGCUCGACGCAUUAUCCGCACCGUCGCAGCUGAAGUGGGGUUACCACCGUCAUAUGCAUCGAUAUUCACUGAUGACGAUCAGCUCGAUGCUGUUAUACGUCGGUGCGAUGGUAGUGUAAAGCUUGCUUUGGUUGUCGUUGUAUCAGGAUGGGGCAUUGAUUUGUGUAGGGAGGCACUCACACGAAGAGGAGGGGCUUUGAGAGCAGUCCUCGAAGACGUGAGAUUCGAGACAGCAUCGAGAGUUUUUAAGGUCUGA